Messenger RNA from Verticillium alfalfae VaMs.102, 1086 nucleotides. RefSeq names its product receptor-interacting serine/threonine-protein kinase. Lineage: Eukaryota; Fungi; Ascomycota; Sordariomycetes; Glomerellales; Plectosphaerellaceae. Gene Ontology annotation, molecular function: protein binding. The coding region runs from base 1 to 1086 and encodes 361 amino acids. The transcript has 2 exons. The record is from RefSeq and is a predicted model, not a curated record.
AUGACAAUCGACGAAGCAGAUGGCAACGGCAGGACGAUGCUAACUUGGGCAGCUCAAAAUGGCCACGUCGACAUUGUCCAGCUGCUCUUAGACAAGGGGGCGGACGUCAAUGCGCAGGGUCUCUGGCAUGGCAGCGGCCUACAUGGGCCCUCAUACAAGGGUGGCGAGUACGGCAACGCUCUAUAUGCCGCCUCAUGCGAAGGUCACGCAGAGAUUGUCCAGCUGCUCUUGAACAAGGGGGCGGACGUUAACGCGCAGGGCGGCAAGUACGGCAACGCUCUGCAGGCCGCCUCAAUCAGAGGCAACGUCGAGAUUGCCCAGCUGCUCUUAGACAAGGGGGCAGACGCCAACGCGCAGGGCGGCGAGUACGGCAACGCUCUAUAUGCCGCCUCAUACGAAGGUCACGCAGAGAUUGUCCAGCUGCUCUUGAACAAGGGGGCGGACGUUAACGCGCAGGGCGGCAAGUACGGCAAUGCUCUAUAUGCCGCCUCAAUCAGAGGCAACGUCGAGAUUGCCCAGCUGCUCUUAGACAAGGGGCAGACGUCAAUGCGUAGGGCGGCAAACGUCCAGCGUCUCGAUUCGUUGGGCCGCACACCGCUCUUCUUGGCCGCGAGGUACGGGCAUAUUGACAUGGUUCGCGUUUUACUCGCAGAUCCUAACAUUGACAAGACAGCAGAGGAUUGGUGCGGUUCGAUACCACUCUCUGCUGCGGUACGAAAUGGCCACGCUGGCAUCGCUGUCAUGCUGUUGUCGAAUGACAACAGCACGCUGAACGAUCAAGAUUCUUUUGGUCACAGUCUGAUAUGGUGGACGCGUCGUGGCGACCACGCCGACGUUCUUCUGGUUUUACUUCGUCACGCAGCGGAGAAAGACAUGUUUGUAGAUAGAGAUGAUCCUCCCAUGAUUGUGGAAUGGACCCUGUUUGAUACCCAGCAAGCAUGGUGUGAUGUCUAUACGCUCACCAUAUCUCGUGGAACGGGCCUUUCUUGUAAGACGUGUUGUGGCGGAGGAUUCUGCAUAUGCAAAGAUUGCGUCGCACUGGGGUUCCGGUGCUGCGAAUCGUCCCAUUCUUUGGUGGCUCGAUAG